Aspergillus niger is the source of this 1641-nucleotide messenger RNA. RefSeq lists its product as uncharacterized. NCBI's taxonomy places the organism in Eukaryota, Fungi, Ascomycota, Eurotiomycetes, Eurotiales, Aspergillaceae. Gene Ontology annotation, cellular component: membrane. The transcript is spliced from 3 exons. Gene Ontology annotation, molecular function: amino acid transmembrane transporter activity. Gene Ontology annotation, biological process: amino acid transmembrane transport. The record is from RefSeq and is a predicted model, not a curated record. Bases 1 to 1641 code for a protein of 546 amino acids.
AUGGAGGACGAGAAGAUCCGCGAGUACGGAUACGGUGGUCCUGAGGUGGUCAACUACGACGAUGAAGCUCCCCCGCUCAAAGGUGAGCUGGAGCUCAAUGUCGGUGGCCGUGGUGCUACCCAACGGCGGCUGAAGAACUACCAGGUCAGCAUGAUCGGGUUCUGUGGUGGAAUUGGAACCGGUCUCUUCGUGGGAGCAGGCUCUGCAUAUGCAGAAGCAGGUCCCGCUGGUUUGCUGCUGGCCUACAUUGUUAUUGGAUUCGUGCUGUGGUGUGUCAUGCAGAGUAUUGCGGAACUGGCUACCUUGCUGCCCACAGCGGGAUCAUUCCCUCACUGGGCCACUCGCUUCAUCGAUCCGGCCGUCGGCUUUUCCCUCGCUAUCACAUACGGUUACUGUUAUACAAUUGCGAUUGCUUCAGAGGUGUCCGCUUCUGCGGUCAUUGUUGGCUAUUGGACAGACUUGACACCGGCGGUGGUUAUUACGGUCGGGCUGGUGCUGAUCUUGGCUAUCAACCUGAUGAGCGUACGCUUUUAUGGUGAAAGUGAGGUCAUCGCAGGCGCUAUUAAGGUGUUGUGCUUUGUCGGAUUGGUCAUUGUCGCUAUCGUCAUCACCUCAGGUGGCGGUCCCAAUCACCAAACCAUCGGAUUCCGCUACUGGCACAAUCCCGGAGCCUGGACGAACUACAAUGGCAUCACUGGCCCGACUGGACACUUCCUUGGAUUUUUGUCUGCCUUCGUCAAUGCGUCCUUCAGUUUCGUUGGUGUCGAAACAGUCGUCAUCACUGCCGCCGAAUCGGUCGACCCGCACUACUCCAUCCCCAAAGCUGCCCGUCGCGUGACAUACCGAAUUGCGUUCUUCUACAUUCUCGGUGCACUGCUCAUUGGAAUCAUUGUCAGCCCUACAAACCCAGAUCUUGUUUCUGGUUCCGACAACGCCAACAGCUCCCCUUGGGUCAUUGCUAUCAAGCAGGCCGGAAUUAGCGCCUUACCGUCUGUGGUCAACGCUUGUAUCCUUAUAUCGGCCUGGUCUGCAGGCAAUUCGUAUUGCUGGGUGGGAUCGCGCAUGAUUGUGGCCAUGACGACCGACCGUCAGUUACCACAGGUGUUUGGCCGGGUUAACAAGAUGGGCGUGCCGUACGUUGCCGUCAUCACCUCCUGGCUUUUUGGGCCGUUGGCAUAUCUGAGUCUUGGAUCCGGUGGUCCGGCACAGGCUUUCAGCUGGCUUCUUAAUCUGAGCACCAUUGCUGGACUGAUCGCGUGGGCGACGCUGUCCUUCUGCUACAUUCGCUUCUAUUCGGCCAUGAAAGCGCAGGGCGUCAGCCGGGACACUUUGCCCUGGCAGUCGCCUUUCCAGCCAUACACGGCGUGGGUGGGUUUCAUUGGCUCAACUAUCAUCACCCUGGUGGCGGGUUUCCCUGUGUUCCUCAAGGGUAACUGGUCCACUUCGGACUUCUUUGCCUCAUAUGUGGGCAUUCCUAUCUUCAUUGUGCCGAUUAUCCUCUGGAAGGUGUUCAAGCGCACGAAGUUUGUUCGCAGCUCCAAUAUCGACCUCUGGUCCGGUCGGCUGCAGGAGGGCGAGAUUGUUAUCCGAGAGGGCGGGCCCAAGACCCGUGUGAGACGCUUCGUGGACUGGUUCUUCUAA